Sebastes umbrosus (honeycomb rockfish) is the source of this 7127-nucleotide messenger RNA. It is a transcript of the gene dlgap2b, whose product is annotated as disks large-associated protein 2. Gene Ontology annotation, cellular component: postsynaptic specialization; glutamatergic synapse. The transcript has 6 exons. Gene Ontology annotation, molecular function: molecular adaptor activity. Gene Ontology annotation, biological process: signaling. Bases 402 to 3074 code for a protein of 890 amino acids. The record is from RefSeq and is a predicted model, not a curated record. NCBI's taxonomy places the organism in Eukaryota, Metazoa, Chordata, Actinopteri, Perciformes, Sebastidae.
AUUAAAAUGAAUAUUUUGACUUUUUUUCUGUUUAAGUUUGCAUGUUAGACUGUUGAGAAGUUAGGCUUUAUUAUUAUUGUUAUAUUAUUAUUAUGAUUAUGAUUCUGUCAAUACAAGUAGGCUACUGUAGGUGCAGACUUUGUGAAAAUGGCGUCUGAUAUUGGCUGCCUUCAGAAUCGCAGCUGUGCUCUCAGUGACCACAACAACAACAACAUCAUCAGAGGAGCUGUGUGAUUCCUCUCCAGAGGAUGGAGACCUCCAGCUCCGCCGCAGCCGCAGCAUCAGGACCAGCGUCGGACAAGAAGAAAACACACACAAGCCGCCGCCGUCAUCAUCAUCAUCAUCAUCAUGAUGGGAAACUACGGCCGAUCUGCUGCAGAUGUUUCUAACGAACGAGGGCGAUGAUGAACAUGUUCGCGGAGACCAGGAGACAUGAUCGCUUUGCACUUCUUUACCGCCCGUUUACUAUCGAAGAAGAAGAAGUGACCUUCUCUGAGGAGGAAGAUGUCAGCGCUGAAAAAGACCAGAAGUUUCCACCGUGGUCCCCGUCUCGAAAGUUCAAUGAAGGCAGACGCCUCCCUCCAGCCAGGAACAUGAAGGGCUUAUCGGGCAGCCGUUCCCAGCACCAGAUCCCUUUACCCUACGGCUUGGACUAUGACCCCCACGUCCACGACCUCCACGCUCACCAUGGCGCCGAGUCCCGCCACUCGUCCUACCUGCUCAGUCCCACGGAGAGCUGCCCCAUGGACUUCCACCACCGCUACUCGCCGCGCAGCUCCAUCCACUCUGACUGCAUGAUGAUGUCCCCCGUCAUGAUGCCCCCAGUUGCGGUGUCUGACCACAUCUCCAGCAGCACCUUCCCCAGAAUGCACUACAGCUCUCAGUAUUACGACUCAGCCACACGGGACGACUGCGCUGCCAUCACAGCCUCUGCCACCUCCCCGGCCGUCGCUGCCGCUGCGGCCGCGGCGGCCGCCUCCUCCCAUCUCGCCGGCACCAAGAGCAACCGCCUUCCCGCUAACCUACUAGACCAGUUUGAGAAACAACUGCCACUACACCGCGAUGGCUUCCACACGUUACAGUACCAGCGCACCUCCACCACCACUGAGCAACGCAGCGAGAGUCCUGGCCGCAUCAGACACCUUGUUCAUUCUGUCCAGAAGCUCUUCACCAAGUCCCACUCCCUGGAGGGAUCAUCCAAGAUGAAUGGCACAAAGGGUGAUAUGAUGGGAGGCGGAGGGGGUUAUCACCAUCACGGCCACCACUCCACCAAACACGGUAGCAAGAGGAGCAAGAGCAAAGAACGCAAGCAACGCUCCGGCGGCUGGUGGAGCUCCGACGACAACCUGGAUAGUGACAGCACCUACCGCACACCCAGUGUCAUGUCGCGGCACCACGGGGAACACGUCAGCCACUGCUACCCAGAUUCCAUGCACAGCCACCACUUUGGAGACCUGUCACUCAAGACCUCGAAGAGUAACAAUGAUGUCAAGUGCUCGGCCUGCGAGAGCAUGGCCAUGGCGCCCGAGGGCAAAUUCAUGAAGAGGAGCUCCUGGUCGACACUGACAGUCAGCCAGGCCAAGGAGGCCUACAGGAAGUCAUCGCUUAAUCUAGAGAAACCCAUGAUGCACCCGGACCACAAGCCUUCAUUGCGGACAUGUCACUACCUGCAGGUGCCCCAGGAUGAAUGGAGUGGAUACCCAGGCGAGAAGGAUGAGGAGAUCCCGUGUCGGCGGAUGCGCAGCAGCAGUUAUGUCAAAGCUAUGGGAGAGGUGGAUGAUGAAAGCGGUGACUCUGACGCCAGCCCUAAGACCUCCCCACAGAAGGCCGUUCGGCCUGAUGCUCUCGUCCUCAAAUCAGCCAUGCAGAGACCCCAUUUAGACUCCCAAAGCCAGGGCUACCAUUUGCAAACCAGAGAAAUGCGACCCCACCCUAGUGUCACGCUGGACCCUGCCGCCUUUCACCCCCCGCCCUUCCGCUCUCGCAACCAGAGCUACAUGCGCGCCGUCAGCACCCUCAGUCAGGCUAGCUGCGUCAGCCAGGUGAGUGAGACUGAGAUCAAUGGCCAGUUUGAGUCAGUUUGCGAGUCCGUUUUUAGUGAAGUAGAAUCCCAGGCCAUGGAAGCCUUGGACCUCCCUGGUUCGUUCCGCACUCGAAGCCACAGUUACCUCCGUGCAAUUCAGGCUGGUUAUUCCCAAGAUGACGACUGCUUGCCUUCAAUGACAUCCUCCACUGUCACUUCAACUCUCAGAUCCACAACAGAGGGAUAUGAUGUUGUGGAUGGGAUCUCUUUACUAAAUGACGACAUGAUAGAGGAUGAUGACGGUGCUAGCUCCUCUGCCUAUGUGGAGCUGGAGAGGCUGGAGAGAGAGACUGCUGCUGCUCGCAGCCACCACAGUACUAGCUCCACCGUAACAGCCAUCUCCGUCCCACCGGCAUCCCCGCCUUCAUACAGGGUCCCUUCUGCCUCACCCAUAGCCUCUGAGCAGCCGGUCCCUCAGGCCAUUCAGGCCUUUAAAGAGUCUGCUAACAUGGUCGCUGCCUUCAACAUGCAGUGGAAGGAUGAAAUCUCAGCGAUGCGCUAUGAACUGGCGGAGCUGCGCAGAGACGUCUGUGGGGAAUUGAAGACUUUCAACAGCAACUUCUUCAACUUUACUCAGUGCUACAACAUGUGGACUUUGUGCCGGGAGCCUUGCAGCGACAGCACCACACAAACGGACGACAGAGUGUCCGUAGGAAUCCAAGCAGGCUCAAGUUGGUCUAUUCGACAGAAUAAAGAGGACAAGUCAGUGAUGUGCCAACCAGAGCCAGCACCUUUCAGCAUUAUGGAUUUGAUGGACACGCCCCGAAUUGAGAUUAUAGAGGGAACCCCUGAGAGCACGCCAGAGGGGUCAGGCAGCCCUGCCAGCCCACUUCCAAUAGAGGAUUUCCCAUGGGAGAUCACCAAAAGGCAAAAGGCCCAAAAGCAGUCAGACACAGUUGGCCACACAGGUGGUCACAGAAGCGCCAGUCUAGAACUGUGGAGCAGGAAGUACACCAGUGGGCCCAUGUCAUAUCUGUCUAUGUCAUUCUAAUCAUUCCCAUUCUACGCAUACUGUAAAAUGAGAUGAGGAAGCCAGGGUAAAAAACCUUGACAUUUACCAGGAAAGGCAGGGCAGAGCUGUUGUUAGAUGUCCCUUUACUCUAUGCAGACACCGAGUCUGUUGUCUCUUGAACAGGUUACAAUGUUGUUCAAGCAAUCUUUUAACAAGUGUCUUGGUUAGCCAUGGAAUAAAAGAGAGUGACUCUGUUUUACACCAGAAUGAGGUGACAUAAGAAUGUGAGAGAGAAUGUGGCUGAUGCUCAGAUCCUCAAGUGCCAACAAAGUGCAGCAUCAUCUUCCCUCCGCUGUCUUAAACACCCAAUCUUCAGAGAAAAAGUCACUCCAAGUAAAUAUGAUCGGAAAUCUGAGGGUCAUUUAAUGAUAAAACUCAAUAAUCAGCCAUUGUAAGGUGAGGCAUACGUUGGUCUAGCUCAUGUUCAUUCCAGUUUCUCUUCCUGUAGAAACAUUCUCUUAAGCACCUGAGUAUACUGAAAAAAUACUGUGAAUAACUUUAUAAACCCUAGUUUUUUAAUGAAUGCAUCAAAGAUGAAUACAUUAUUUAUGAAUAUAUUGAUAUAUGAUUUACUUUUGAGUUAUUCUAAUCAAAGCAUUCCUUUCCCAUGGCCUUCAUCCAGUCUGUAGCCAGUUCCAGUUGAAAUGGGCAUUUUGAAGAUUUCCAAGUUAUAAAAGCUUUCUUAAUAGCGAACUGGUGAACCACACAGCAUAAAGAAGUAAUAAUAUGAUAAAAAAAAGAUGACAACAAUCUAUAAUGGAAUUUGAGAAAGCCUAAUCCUUUGGACUACUGUAUGGAUGACACUGUCUCAAGGCUUUGUGGACUUAGUCCCAGCUGGCUAAAAUUGUUUACGAUGAAUCAUCUGUGACUUAUUAGUCGAACAGCAUGUGGAGAGGAAACAGUAAGAGAGAGGAAACAGCGAUCGAGAAGUAUGAAUGUAUCGGCUUCAGUUCAUUCUUGCACAAACUGCAUUCAUGUUCAAAACUCUGUAUAUGUAUAUAAAUGUACCAUUUUGUAUAUAGAGAAACUUAUAUUCAAUACUUGUACUGUUAGCAGUUAUAAACAUGCUCAUUUCUGACAGCGCUGAGAGGGGUUGUAGUAGUAAUUGUGGUUCUAAACCAAACACAGCACUUUUUCCAGUCUUCGAGGUCUGUCUUCAUUUAUUUCCAUCAUGUUCAUCAUCCAGCUGUUUGUGCUCCUCAUAAUGAAGUUGGUAGUUCAUACCGGUGUUUCGCCUAUUGUUUUUCUUGCAGUGGUGACUGGAGGUUCUUAAAUAUGUGGUUACCUGUCCAUUUUUAUUUUAGAAGAAAAGGGAAUAACAUACUGAAUUUGUUGUUUUUUGGUACAUUAUGUUAAGAGAUUUGGACUACCAUAUUCACCUUUUUUAAAUGCCACAUUUCUCUAGUAAUGGUGGACUUUUUUCAUGCUGGGGUGGUUCAUCACUGCUGAAAGAUAACAGAGAAACAUUGGUCCCUAUAAGUAGACAAUCAGAGCCACUGAGGGCCUCUACCUCUCCGACAUGUCCCCAGAGGUGCAGUAUAGUACCGCUGAAUGUACUAACACCGCCUCACUAGUGAUGGCUUAGCUGGGCUCCUGUCAAACCAUAACGGGUGGGAGCCCUCAAUCAUCUGCUAUAUUUUGGCCGAUUGCUCAUUUUGUCUGUUAAUCAUAAAAAAAUAGUUGCUCAUUAGCCACUGGCAUUCCCCUCAACCACUCAUCUGGUCCAUUGUCCCAUUGUACCAACAUGGCGUACCAAAGUUACUGUAACACUGAGGCAAUGGAACUGAGGCCAACAACAAACAUCUCCAAGCUUGACUUAUCUUUGGACCAUCACUGCAGCACAGGACCAUGGGAAGCCUGUAUGUAACAGACCCCUGACUGAAAUGUGAACCUUUUCGAAAGGACUUUAAAUAAAGGAGAGGCAUCGUCUCUCACUUUAUUAAGAGAGUGGAUCUUCUUCCCCCCCUUUGCACGGCCAAAAGACAAUACUUGCAGAAAAAAGUGGCAUUUUGAAAAGAUGAUAUUCAUAGAAAGGUUGUACUAGAGGUAAGAUCAAAAUUAAAGUUGAAGCCACAGAAGAAGAAAAAGGCAGACAUUUCCUUUCAUUGCAGUAGCUCCGCCCCACAUAUACUGUUACAGUAACUCAUUAAACAUGAGCUUAAAACUAGCUAAAUGCUUCAUAUUGCCUUGUUGAUCUAAUAUAGUGUUACAGAGGAACACUAUAUUAUUAAGGCAUGUUUUGCUGGUAAUUUUUUAGCAGCAUCUCCAUUACUCUUGAGGUUUUGGUACAACAAAUAAUAGGUAAAAGAAAUAAAUAAGUUCCACUGUAUUGUUGCCAUUCUCCACUAUUUGCAAUACAGAAUAAUAAUUUUAAAAAGAUUAUAACCUAUUUUAUUGUUGUUAUGAACCCAAACAAAACCAGUUUUGAGUUCCUCAUCACACCGGCCAAAGGCUGGGUUAGCAUAAACCAUAAGGGAUUUCAGUGAAAGGCAUAUAACUGUGACAUUUAGCCUAUAACCAUUUUAAUAUAUGAUAUAUAUGUAUACAGUAUAUAUGACUCUUUUUUUUUGGGAAAGGCUUGUAUUCAUAUUUUUGCUUUCCGAAUGAUUAAGAGGGGAUUGCAGUGGCAUUCCUUACUUACAUCUUUCCCCAUUGUUUGGGGAAUGUAAACUAAUUUAAAGGUGCUGAAGACUGGCCAAUCAUGAUGUCUCCAAUCUACAUCCAUUCAUUCUAUGCAACUCCUUUGUUCUUCGUUGUAUUCUUACGACAUCUAAAUAUUUGCGGUUAUAGAUAUUAGCUGUUUAUGUUGAGCCUUCAUGCAAGUCAUCAAUGCCGGAAAUGGAAUGAUGUUUUCAGAAAAUAUUGGUGGCCCUUUUAUUUUAAUUUAAUUUGAUAUAUUUUUGCAUGAGCUAGGGGCCACACUAAAGGUUGUUUUUUUUAGUGUUUCCUGGCAGACAGUUGUUUAAUUCAUAUUUCUCCCAUUUUAGCUUAUAUGUAUACUAGAAUCAAAGAGUUUAAUGGUGAGAUUCUUGCUUAGUGGUAGCAACCGUGUGCUUUGUGACAUCAUAUACAAAAGAAAUGAACAAUCAUAAGUGCCAUCAAUUUAUUUACUGACUACAGCAAAAUUAGAAAACAAAGCCUGUGAUAAUAAUAAUUGGAAAUGCUGUACAAAUGCUUAACAUUCUUCUAAAUUUAUAUCCAAUUGAACUUGCAAACUGGUGAUUUAUCGAUCCCAGGGAACUCACCCGUGCUAUAAAUAAGUUUAAUCUAGUGUGUCGCGAUCAUUUCAUCAUUUAGCCCAAAGAAAUUACCCUUCCCUUAAAACAAGUUGAAAUGUAGCAAAAAUACAGAUAUUGAUCAGAGUACUAUUUUAAAAAUAUAUACAUGAAAGAUGUACAUUUAACAAAGACUGAAGAGGAAAUAGACAAAGGGUAUUUAAAAUUAUUUUUGAACCAUGCAACCAUAUUUUGUCUAAUGAAAUAUAUAAAUGAAAAGUGUCUAUCUUAUAUGUUACAGUAUGUAGUCGAUUACCCCAUGAGUUUUUGUUUACAUUUUGUUGUCAUCCAGAGAUCUGAUGCAACAACUGUGCCAACUCUCUGACGUCCAGCUAUAAGGACAAAGGUUUUUGGAUGGAAUCUGAUCUCACCUGAACCUGUAACACUGCUUGAAUAUAAAUCCUUUUCUACCCCUACGUCCUCUUCCUGCAUUUAUUCAAGGUGUUCUUGGAGAAAACAUGCUACUCUGUUUUGCAUCGAUCAUGUUGCAAUUUUCAGGGAAUCUCAGACUGAAUUGUUUCGUGAAUCUGACUUUGUCAACGUUAUGAAGCACCUUUUGAAAACAAUAGUUUAGCCUGCAUUUGUUAGCUUAUGCUUCUUAUUUUGUUAAAAGAAUGAAAACCGUAUGUGAUACUUUUGCUUUUUUUUUUUUUUUUUUUUUGGCUUAUUGUGGUGUUUCUUGUGAAUUUUCAUUUACAACUUUUAUUGGCCUUAUGUAUUUUUCAUAAAUUGAUAUAAAACAAUGGAUUAAAAUGUU